GCAUCUCUCUAGUCUGCAGCAGACCGUCGGGUGUCCCACUAACAUGAAUCGAGCGCACUGACCGGGCAACGCCCACCGCAGACAUCGGUUAGCUUGCUGAGCUCUGCUGUCAUUCAUCUCCUACUGUCAUAGCUACCAACAUCAAACCUCAGCUCACAGCCAGCUAACAAGGGAAACAGCGUGGCCCUCGCCCAGAGCGUCCUGGCAGAGCUGCCUGAUCAAGUGUCCUCCUUCUUCAAUUCUUUCAAGCGGAAACCCCCUAAUCUAUUCGGUGUUCCUGACCCAUCCUAGAAAGGCAGUGAGCUGGGAAAGGCUGGACAGGUUGUUUCAUCACCACCACCAUCACACUGAUGAGACACUGUUCCUCCUAGUUGCCUCUGUACAUGCAAGCAGAGUUUAACUAAUGUAUAAGAUGGUGUAAUUUUGAGCGUGAUGUUAAAUUAAGUACUAGGUUUGAGCCUGAUACUGAGUGUUUAAUGGAGCAUGGUGACUGAAUUUGAGGGAACGUGUGUACCCAUAAAAAGUGUAAUCAAUGUUACAGCUAUUGUAACACAUGAUUAAAUAGAUAUACAAGCAUCUAAUGCAUCCGACUGUGAAAGGAAUCAGUCAGUUCGUGUGAGUGAGUGAGUGUGUGUGUGUGUCUGUCCUCCAGGCUGAGAUGGCAGAAGUUGGAGCCCCGGAGCCAAAGGUCACCGACUGUGUGACCAAGGUGGCACUGAGCAUCUCCUGUGAGAACCUGCUGGACAUGGAUGCCUUCUCCAAGUCUGAUCCUCAGUGUGUGCUUCUCAUGAACAGCUCAGGGCCUCACUGGUCUGAGAUUGGGCGGACAGAGAAAAUCAUGAACUGCCUCAAUCCCAAGUUUUCCAAGACGUUUGUCAUCGACUACUACUUUGAGAUGGUGCAGAAGCUGAGGUUUGAAUUGUACGACAUUGACAGCGACAACUACAGUCUGCAAGAUGCUGACUUCCUGGGAGAACUGGAGUGUACCUUGGGACAGGUUGUGUCCUCAAGGAAACUAACAAGACCACUUGUCAUGAAGGACAAGUCGCCUGCAGGGAAAGGAACCAUCACUAUUUGUGCUGAAGAAAGAACAGACAACAGGGUGGUGGAAUUUGAAGUUGCAGGUAGAAAACUGGAUAAAAAGGAUUUCUUUGGCAAGUCCGACCCUUUCCUGGAAUUCUACAAGCAGACAGAAACUGGAUGGCAGCUCUCUCACAGGACAGAGGUGGUGAAAAACACCUUAAACCCAGUAUGGAGACCAUUCCGAAUCCCGCUGCAGUCACUCUGUGGAGGUGACGUGGAGAAAUCUAUAAAGGUAGAUUGUUAUGACUACAACAACAGCGGAUCUCACGACUUUAUUGGAUCCUUUGAGACCACGCUCUCCCAAAUACAGCAGGCAUCACAAACCUAUGCGGCCGAGUUUGAAUGCAUCAAUAGUAAGAAGAAACAGAAGAAGAAAGGAUACAAAAACUCUGGUGUUAUCAUCGUAAAACAAUGCAAGAUAGUGAAGGAGUACACUUUUCUGGAUUACAUAAUGGGCGGCUGUCAGAUUAACUUCACCAUUGCCAUCGACUUCACAGGCUCUAACGGGAAUCCCAGCACUCCCCAGUCCCUCCACUAUAUCAACCCUCAGGGCUAUAAUGAAUACCUGGCAGCUAUCUGGGCCGUGGGUAAUGUCAUCCAGGACUAUGACAGUGACAAGAUGUUCCCUGCUUUUGGAUUUGGAGCCCUGAUCCCUCCAUCAUGGCAGGUCUCCCACGAGUUUCCCAUCAACUUCAACCCGUCAAAUCCGUUUUGUGCAGGUAUAGAGGGUGUGGUCCAAGCCUACCAGCAGUGUCUGCCCCAGGUGAAGCUUUACGGUCCCACAAACUUUUCCCCAAUCAUCAACCACGUAGCCCAAUUUGGUUUGCAAGCCAUGCAGCAGAAGAAUGCCUCUCAAUACUUUGUUCUGCUGAUCAUCACCGACGGAGUGAUCACAGACAUGGAUCAGACACGCAGUGCCAUCGUCAACGCCUCUCGUCUGCCCAUGUCGAUCAUCAUUGUCGGAGUAGGGGGGGCAGACUUCGAAGCGAUGGAGUUCCUGGAUGGAGACGAUGGAACUUUACGCUCUGCUACAGGCGAGGCUGCCAUGCGGGACAUUGUGCAGUUUGUGCCAUUCAGGCAGUUCCAAAAUGGUCCUCAAGAAAUGCUUGCUCAGAGCGUCUUGGCAGAAGUCCCAGGUCAGGUAACGGGCUUCUUCAAUACCAUGAAGUUGAAGCCACCCCACAGCGACGCACCUCUACCUGACCCCUCAGCAUCAGCACCUCCCAGUGAUGUAUCCUGAGGACCAACUUUUCUACUUAGUAUACCACAUGAGCAUGCAACCUCCAGUCUGGUAAUGAUGGUAUGAUUUGUAAAUACUAUGUACCAAUAGUAUAAAGCCAUAGUACACUGAUAUUCAUAUAUAUCAAACAUUUGUCAACCUGAACUUAACAUAGAUAUUUAAAGUGACACUUACAUAUGACUUUAUGUGACUCAAGUGCCAGGAUUGUUAAUAUUUCUUAUUUGAUUGAUCUGUACAAUUUUUGUGGUAAAAAUGUAGGCAGCUAAUCAUCUCAUUAGUCUGUCAGAAUGUCUACAUGAAAGGGCUAGACUACUUAAUAUGUUCUUCAUGUAUCUGCUAAUAUUUCCUCCAGCAUCUCCAUAUCACAAUGACUUGUUUGUUGGUUUUCCCCCUUUCAUGUUUCCCUGGGGAAAUUAAGCAUACAUUUCCAUUGAAAUCAUGGACCUCGGACAAAGCUAUGCUAUAUCAAAUACAAUUCAGUAAUGUUUACACAAUGGAUCCAUACAUGAUGGAUUAAUAUGUUUGCCUAAAUGAAUACCUUUUGUAGAUUUUACACUACAAAAACAAUUACAUUGUGCCCUUGCUGCUGUUUUGUACUUCAGUCAGUUUCUUUUUAGAAAAAAAAAAAUUCAGUUCCAUAUUUGAUUUGACAUACUAUUUAGUGCUAUGAGUGUUAAACGAGAAGAAUCUCUAGAAGCUAUUAAUUAUCAGUAAGCUUCAUUUGUUAAAAUGCAUGUUUACACUAACGUACUCUAGAAGUUCACUCUGUCUUAAGAGGAGGUCGCAAAACUUCUCACUUUACUGACUGUUAUGAAAAAGGUCUAAUACAUUUCACUUAGUGUAUAUGUAAAUUUGAUAUACACCGAUCACUGUGGCAUUGCCUUAUUAUACUUGUCUUUGUCAUGGACUUUGAUUUUUAUCAAUAUUUUAUGUAGAUAGGAUAUGCAAUGCAAGGAAGAAAAUCUAAUUCAACCUACAUAAUAGCUAGCUUCUACUUCAAUAUUUUUUAUCUCAAAUUAUUAUAUCAUUUGAAAGAUUUUUUAAAUGUUUGCUACUGCCUUCAUGUCAUGACAUUAAAGGAAUUCUGUAUGCAUUUUCA
This is a messenger RNA of Sebastes umbrosus (honeycomb rockfish), 3422 nucleotides long. Its product is annotated as copine-3-like. Gene Ontology annotation, molecular function: receptor tyrosine kinase binding; calcium-dependent phospholipid binding. Gene Ontology annotation, cellular component: plasma membrane. The transcript has 17 exons. The record is from RefSeq and is a predicted model, not a curated record. The coding region runs from base 659 to 2323 and encodes 554 amino acids. NCBI's taxonomy places the organism in Eukaryota, Metazoa, Chordata, Actinopteri, Perciformes, Sebastidae. Gene Ontology annotation, biological process: cellular response to calcium ion; ERBB2 signaling pathway.